CAAAGCGUUCAUUUUCUGCAUGCUUGCGUUCUCCCGCGGUCUGCAUUUUCAAAGCUCACACCUCGCUGCCGGUAUCAGCCAAUCAGAUCCUGCCAUGUUGGGACAGUUCAACCAAUCACUGUCCACAGCGAGGAGGCAAACUUGGUUGACUGUCGGCUGUGAAUUGCGUGUCGCGAUGGAGGUGGUGAACAAUAGAGCAGCGGGCUGUUUCCGGGAGGCGCGAGCAUUCCAAACGAAGAACUUUCUGGCGGCGGCUGCUCUUCUUCUUGUACAUACCGAUAGUCAAGCCCACAGCCCACUGUUGCUUUAAACAGCCUUUUCAGUCCACACUGACUUGGUAGCUACCAAUAUAGAGACGUGGUUUUGUGUCAUGUGAGAACAGACGACAGCGCUUGAGCACAUCUUUACAGAGAGAUGAUCAAACUGCCAGCGUCCUGUUGUCAAAUGAUUUGCAUACGGACUUCCGCCCCCUGAAUUUAGUUUCUGCAUCAACUAGCAAAGGCAGUGGGCAGACCUGAGCCCUCAUGUCAGGCGUAGUCAUGACAUUUAAACUCUGUUAAUAUUUGGACAUGAACGGCGGACGUGUAUAUCUGGGAUUGUCCAGGGGGAUUUGGAUUAAACCGCACAUUGGGAUCUGACACUUUCAUUCUCAGAGGCGGUUCACGUUCACUAUGCUGGAUAUCUGCCGACUGUUUGUGGAUGUACCGUGACGGUUUUCUUUUUUCUUCCAGUGUAAAAUUGGGAUAUGGCACUUUAAAACGCAUUAGACUCUGUUGGGAAUUUUCUAGCUGGAAAUGUGGUUUUUUUCAUCUCCUUGCGGGCGUUGAUUUAACAACAGGGAAUUCCUCGUCAGUUUGCACUUGUCUCUUUGGAUCUUAAAGUAGGUUUCAGGCUCACGCGAUACGGCCAAAUUUAAUGUCUAAAUGUGUCAAACGUGUCAUUAGAAACGCCGGAAGAGUUGACCAUCUCUUUUGGAUGGAGUUUCAGUCUUGACGUCUUGGAGAGCGUGGAUGCAUAUACAGCCGUGGUUGGAUCUCCCUGUUUGUUUCGGGAAUUUUAACUGGGUGCUUUUUAUCUAACUACUGUUCAAAUCAGACGCUGAAAUCUUUCUCGUGUAUUUUGACAAGCCACUCGGCUUAAUCCCCGAGUGAAACAUACUGUGAUAUCUGUCUAUUUAUUUGUGCUUCGUUAAAGCCAGUUGACAGCUUUUGCACACUAUGGCUUUCUUGUCCGGUGCAGCGGUUCUGUUGCUACGUGGACUCGUCAUCUCUGCGGUGUUGGUCUUAGAGAGUUCAUACACGAGUAAUCUGUCGAACCGAGUCACUCCGGAUUCAGCAGCAGCUGUUGCUCCUACAGAUCCGUGUUUGACAGUCAUCCCUCCAUGUGUGAACGAAGCCGACCGCUUCAGUUUAGAGGCACUGCGGCACAUUCACAAGCAGCUAGAUGAUGACAACGAUGGAGGGAUUGAAGUCAAUGAGAGCGUGGAGUUUAUUAUAGAGGACAUGAAGCAGCACCAGACCAAUAAACACAGCAAUCUUCACAGAGAGGACCAGCACAUCACAGUGGAAGAGCUGUGGAAGGGAUGGAAGAUGUCAGAAGUGCAUAACUGGACAUUGGAGGAUGCAGUCCAGUGGCUGAAAGAGUCAGUGGAGCUUCCUCAGUACGAAAGAAACUUCAGAGAGUUUAAAGUAGACGGCAACACGCUACCUCGAAUAGCGGCCAAUGAACCGUCAUUUAUUUCAAUGCAGCUAAAGAUAUUAGACCAACGACAUAAACAGAAAUUAAAUCUAAAAGCAUUAGAUGCAGUCCUUUUUGGGCCUCCACAACGUCCACACCAUAACUGGGUGAAAGACUUUAUUUUGAUGAUCUCCAUCAUCAUUGGUGUUGGGGGCUGCUGGUUUGCAUACAUACAGAACAAGUCGUCUAAAAUUCACGUCUCUCAGAUGAUGAAAGACCUGGAGAGUCUGCAGCAUGCUGAACUGAGCCUGAUAGAGCUACAGAGCCGGUUGGAAAAGGCUCAGGAGGAGAACCGGACAGUGGCAGUGGAGAAGCAGAACCUGGAGCAGAAGAUGCGUGAUGAGAUCUGUGGAGCUAAGAAAGAAGCCAGCAGACUGCGAGAGCUGCGAGAGGGGGCUGAAUGUGAACUCAGCAGACUCAAAUACGCAGAGGAGGAGCUAGUGCAGGUGCGAAUGGCUCUAAAGAGAGCAGAGAAGGAGAUGCAGUCUGAGUGGUCGGUGCCUGAAGCCUUGCAGAUGUGGCUACAGCUCACACAUGAAGUGGAAGUACAGUACUACAACAUCAAAAAACAGCACGCCGAGCUGCAGCUCUCGGUUGCAAAGGACGAGGCAGAAAAAAUCAAAAAGAAGAGGAACUCUGUGUUUGGCACCCUCCAUGUUGCUCACAGCUCAUCGCUGGAUGAAGUAGACCGCAAAAUACUUGAGGCUAAAAAAUCACUGUCAGAGGUCACAGCAUGUUUGCGGGAACGUCUUCACCGCUGGCAGCAGAUAGAGAAGCUGUGUGGCUUUCCAUUGGUAAAUAACUCUGGGCUGCCCAGCCUCACUGCAUCUCUGUAUGCCGACCACAGUUGGGUGGUCAUGCCACGGAUGUCUGUGCCACCCUAUCCAAUCGCUGGAGGGGUGGAUGAUCUUGACGAGGAUACACCACCUAUCAUUCCACAGUUUACCUCUCCGUUGAUUCGACCUGCUCUGACUCGAAACAGCAGUGUUUGUCGUUCUCGCAGAAGUCUUCUAUCUCAGCCCUCGUCCCUCUCAGCUGACCCUGACCUUUUAUCCAUGGCCUCUGCCCACUUAGCCUACAGACCUGAAGGAGACGAUGAACACAUCUUCUUUAAUGUAGAAAGGAAGGGGGAAACUCAGGACUCUUGCUCAGACUCUGACUCUCUCGGUUCCUCUUUGGGCAGGAAGCAGUUCUCCACUCCCUGUGCUCAAAGCACCUGUGUUACAGGCACGGACACCCCGCCACGCAAAAUCUCACGAGAGGAACUUCUCCUCUUCGCGCAAGAGGCCCAGGCUGUCGCUGUGGAGAGCUUAACAUAUUCCAAAUCCUCCUCUUCAUCUCCUCUUGACUCCUCCUCUGUUCACAAGGGGUCUCCUGACCUCACCCACUCCUCCGUCCUCCCAGAGUCCCAAAGUUUGACUUUUCACCCUGGCACCAAAGCUGUGGCCUACAAUGGCAUCCUGGAAAAGUCAUACAGCUUGGGGCAGCUGCCAGCUGUUGGGACGCCUCCAGAUGGGCAGUAUCCCUCAAUUAGCUCACUCGACACAGAAGGCAAAGCUAUCAAGGAGCCCAAGCAACUCCAAUCCACUUCAUCCCCGGACUCCUGCGAUAAUGGGGAGAAAAAACGCUCCAAGAUCAAGAGCUUGUUUAAGAAAAGCAAAAAGUUGUGAGGAACAGUAGAGGAUGAAGUGGAUGGAAAAAGUAGCCUUAAAACAAAACAAUGAAAAAAAUGAUUGAUGCUUUCAACCAGGAGCCAAAACCUUUUUUUUUUAGUUUCUCCUUCUUUCUUUUUAUUUUUUAUUUUAUUUUAUUAUUUAAAUGGAAUGUAGCCCCAUCUAGGCACAAUCCUGGGUUGGAAGCCUUUUUACAGAAUGGUAAUUGUUUUUUAACCAUCAUACGUAUGCCUUUAAAGUCCAGAACAUGUCAUGUCAGGUUUCUGCAUAACACGAGUCAUGACCUAUUUGUUGUCUUUAUUUGGGUGGAAUCUCUGUUUUCAUAGAGUGCACCAUUAUGAUGUCAUUAGGAAGUAGGGGAGACCGGGACUAGUUGUCACAGUUUUUACUCCAGUGAAUAUUUCUCAGGGUAGGUUUGAACAGCUAUUGAAUAUUUACACAGUUAUUGCCCAGAAAAAAUAUACAGUUCAUUGAAUGAACACUGACCUUUUGUGACCUCCCCAUAUGCCACUUCUUAAUAGGGUAAGUGUUUCAAUGGAAGCUGCCAUUAAAAAGGCUUUUCAGCUCAAUUUAAGCAGCAAAACAAUUAUGAAACACAAAUCAAAUAACGAAACAGCAAAAAUUAAAAAGGUAACUAAAAUAUCAAAACAUUGUUUUGGCCAACAGAUGUUGUAUCUAAUAAAUUAGAUAAAUUAAUGUCAUUUAAAAUAUGUGACAACUUGCCCCAAGAAAAUGUGACAACUUGCCCCAACCUGAUAUUUAUGAAAAAUGCCUUUAUCCUGAGAACACAAUUCAACCUUUCGGUUACAAUCUACCUUCAUUAUAUAGUUGACCCUUGCCUGGAUGUACAGUAUGCCAGUGGGGUUUUACCCAACAGCUAUAGCAAAAAUAUGAUGAUUUUGGGAUUUUAGUUUGAAAAUGAUUUAAUUUUAAUUUGAGUAUUUUGAACUGUUAAAAAAAUAAAAAAAAAAUUAAAAAAAAACCCCAGAGAAAACACGCAUUUGUGUAAUUGGACUUUUGACUCAAAACCUUAUACAGUGCUGUGAAAAAGUAUUUGCCCCCUUCCUGAUUUCUUCUAUUUUUUUUUUUACACUAAAUUGUUUUAGAUCUUCAAACGAUAUAUAACAUAAAACAAAGGCAACCUGAGUAAACAGAAAAUACAGUUUUCAAAUAUAUAUAUAUAUAUAUAUAUAUAUAUAUUUUUUUUUUUAUUGAAGCAAAAAAGUUAUCCAACACCAAUAACACAUGUGAAAAACGAACUGCCCACUUAAACUUAAUAGCUGGUUGUGCCACCUUUAGCAGCAACAACUGCAACCAAAUGCUUCCGAUAACUGGAGAUCAGUCUUUCACAACGCUUUGGUGGAAUUUUGGCCCACUCAUCUUUGGAGUACUGCUUUAGUUCAGCCACAUUGGAGGGUUUUCGAGCAUGAACUGACUGUUUAAGGUCCUUCCACAGCAUCUCAAUCUGGUUCAAGUUAGGACCACUCUAAAACUUUAAUUUGCCUCUUUUGAGCCAUUCAGAGGUGGACUUACUCCUAUGCUUUGGAUCAUUGUCUUGCUGCAUAAUCCAGUUGCGCUUGAGCUUCAGCUCACGGACUAAUGACUGGAUGUUCUCUUUUAGGAUUUUCUGGUAGAGAGCUGAAUUCUUGUUUCCCUCAAUUAUUGCAAGUCGCCCUGGCCUGAAGCAGCAAAGCAUCCCCACACCAUAACACUACCACCACCAUGCUUGACCGUAGGUAUGAUGUUCUUUUUGUGGAAUUCUGUGUCUGAUUUAUGCCAGAUGUAACAGGACCCCUGUCUUCUAAACAGUCCACUUUCGACUCAUCAGUUCACAGAACAUUCUUCCAAAAGCUUUGAGGAUCAUCAAAGCGUGUUUUGGCAAAAUUCAGAUGAGCCUAAAUGUUCUUCUGGGUUAGCAGUAGUUUUCGCCUCACCACUCUUCCAUAGAUGCCAUUUCUGACCAGUGUCUUUCUGAUAGUGGAGUCAUAAACAGUGAACUUUAUUGAUGCGAGAGAGGCCUGCAGCUUCUUGGAUGUUGUCCUUGGCUUUUUUGUGACUUCCUGGAUGAGUCAUCGCUGUGCUCUUGGAGGAAUUUUGGAAGGUCGGCCACUUCUGGGAAGGUUCACUACUGUGCCAAGUUUUCUCCAUUUGGAGAUAAUGGCUUUCACUGGGGUUCUUUGGAGUCCCAGAGCCUUUGAAAUAGCUUUGUAACCCUUCCCAGACUGACAUAUUUCAAUCACCUUUUUCCUCAUAAUUUCUGUAAUUUCUUUUGAGCUUUGUGUAGUGUGCUAUUGGGUGAUACGUUUUAGCCAACUUCAUGCUGCUAAAAAAGUUCUAUUUAGGUGUUGAUUUGAUGGAACAGGGCUGGCAGUAAUCAGGCCUGGGUGUGUCUAGUCCAGCUGAACCCCAUUAUGCAUACAGUUUCAUAGAUUUGGGGAUUUAGUAACUAAGGGGGCAAAUACUUUUUCACACAGGCCCAGUUGGUAUUGGAUACAUUUUUUGCUUCAAGCAAUAACAUUAUCAUUUAAAAACUGUAUUUUGUGUUUACUCAGAUUGCCUUUGUUUUAUGUUAGAGUUUGUUUGAAUUUUUGAAGCAAUUUAGUAUGAGAUAUACACAAAAACAGAAGAAUUUAAUACUAAUUGAAAUAUUUUUUCACAGCACUGUAGUUAGUGACUUAUAGAGAUAUAGUGACAACUAGCCCCGGUCUCCACUAUAGCAAAACUGGGAAUAAUAAAUACCCCAAUGCUUUUCAAAUCUAAAAAUUCAUAAAAAAUAAAUAAAAAAUAGGCUUCCUGGAAAUUUGUCUUAACUUUUAACAAUAAAGUCGCAAUAGUUUAAACGGCAGCUGGUUGUUGUUUAAGAUAUCUCUGCCUUUGACGUCAUCACAAGUGUAGUGUUUAAUAUGUAAUUAAUUAGAGGUCCACAUUGAGGUUGCCCUAUAGUGUGAAAACCAUUCAAAAUCCCUUUCUUUAGAGGGCCCAGUGUGAAAUGUGGGCUUUCAGCUUGAUGUCACUUUCUGUUUACUGCCACAGAGCUCCUGUACUUGACAAAUUUCCUAUAUAUGAUGGUAACACUUAACAUAAAGCAGCAUGUCAGAACGCCUACAUUGUGAAAUAAUGAUCUCAAGUUAAUGCUUCAUUAGUUAAUAAAUUAAAAUUAUUACUUUUCAUUCUGAAAAGACCUACAGGUGUUAAAGGAAUAGUUUACCCAAAAAUGAAAAUUCUAUUAUCAUUUAAUCUGACUUUCUUUCUUCUGCUUAACUAGGGUUGCCACUCGACCAGGAUUUUCCAGUAUCAUCGCGGUUUUUGUCCAUGUGUCCUAUAGAAAUGUAAUUCCGUUCCGGGAUGCAAAAUGCCCUGAAAUUCUAAUAUUUUCCCAAUGCAUUCACACAUUUGAACUCUUGUUUAUGAGCACACUUUGCAAGGAGGAGAAUCAAACGCAUUCUUAUAUGAAUCAUAAGAAGGUCUGAUUCAUUUCAGUGAACCGGUUUGUACAGAUGAGAUUUUUCACUUUUGUGUGAACAAUCCUUUAAACUUUAAUCUACUUACUAUAAUGAUUUAAUGUUCUUGAAAACAUGUCCAAAAAAAGGAAAGUCCUUCCUUUACUGUAAGAUCUCUUAGGUUCAUAAUGCCCAAUACUAAAAUAAAUAAAUAAACAAAUACGGAUUUCAGUUUCAUAACAAAUUCCCAUCAAAUAGGAUUUUGUGAUUUUUAAUUAAAUUAGUAAAACUUAAAAUAUCUAAGAUUUAUUUACAUCGUUUUAAUAAAUUUAGUAAAUUCAAUUUAAUGGAAAUUUUUGUGAAAUUGAAACACGUAAAUCUUGAAAAUGUUUAUGUAUAUUUAUUUAAUUUCCUUUGGGGUUUUUUGUUGUUGUUUUUGUUUUUUUUACUUUAUGCAUAACAUACUUUAUACAUACAUAUUUAUACAUUUUAAACAUUUAUAUGUUCAGUUUGAACCAUUAACUCAAGAAAACUGCUUAGGGCCAUAAUAAGUAAAUAAUAUGUUAAACCUUUAAACACACACACAAAUACACUAAACAUUUUUUUUUUUUUUUUUCACAUUUCAAAUUCAUAACAAAAUUUCAUCAAAUUGAAUUAUCUAACAAAAUACAAUACAUAAAAAAACUAAAUAUUUUAAGUUUUAUGUAAUUUUGUUAAAAAAUACACAAUUUUGAUGGAAUUUUGUUAUGAAAUUGAAAUGUAUAUCUUAAAAAUAGACUAUUUUUUUUGAGUGUAUUGAUGUUGUUUGAUUUAAAUAUUUGCUAUAUAUGCAGUAAUUUCCAUAUCAAACAAGUAGCCUAAAUAAUAUAUUUUAUUUCUUUUGUGAUGGCUAGCAAUAAGUUUUUCUGUCAUUGAUCAGGUGUCCAGGAAUUUUACAGGGUCAAGAGGGCAACCCUAUGUGAAACACAAAAGGACAUGUUGGGUAGAAUGUUAGUUUUAGUCACCAUUCACUUUCAUUGUAUGAAAAAAAAAAUGUGUGUGUAUAUAUAUAUAUAUAUAUAUAUAAACAU
Myxocyprinus asiaticus (Chinese sucker) is the source of this 7920-nucleotide messenger RNA. Its product is annotated as stromal interaction molecule 2-like. NCBI's taxonomy places the organism in Eukaryota, Metazoa, Chordata, Actinopteri, Cypriniformes, Catostomidae. The record is from RefSeq and is a predicted model, not a curated record. Gene Ontology annotation, cellular component: plasma membrane; endoplasmic reticulum. Gene Ontology annotation, molecular function: calcium channel regulator activity; calcium ion binding; protein binding. The transcript is spliced from 13 exons. Gene Ontology annotation, biological process: intracellular calcium ion homeostasis; store-operated calcium entry; activation of store-operated calcium channel activity. Bases 1218 to 3407 code for a protein of 729 amino acids.